UCCAACGGCUCCGGUCGUUUGUGAACAUGGCGGAUGCAGCGCCGAGUCGGCAUGAAAAAAGUUUGGGUCUUCUUACGACAAAAUUUGUCACGUUGUUACAGGAAGCACCAGAUGGAGUUUUAGACUUGAAAAUUGCAGCAGACCUGUUGGCUGUGCGGCAGAAACGAAGAAUAUACGACAUCACCAAUGUCCUUGAGGGAAUUGGCCUCAUUGAAAAGAAAUCGAAGAACAGCAUCCAGUGGAAGGGAGCCGGGCCAGGCUGCAACACCCGGGAACUGAGCGACCGGCUCUCGGCGCUCCAGAAGGAGCUGGAGGAACUGGAGGCGGCGGAGCAAAAGCUUGACGAGCACCGCGCCUGGGCUCAGCAGAGCCUGCUGAACAUCACGGAGGAUGCGGCCAAUGUGGCCCAGGCCUACCUGCCCAUCAAGGCCCUGCAUGCCUGCUUCGAAGGCACUGCCUCGACGCUGCUGAGCCUCCGAGGACCCCCGGGCACCUCCAUUCGGGUGCCUGACCUGCGCCAGGAUGUGGAGAAAUGCUUUUGGCUCCUUGCCAAGUCUGACCAGGGACCAGUUGAUGUCCUCCUCAUGGAUAAACGAUUAGAGUGCGAUUCCCCUGUCGUGAGCAAGUUCCAGCCCGUCGAAGGACAGGAGACGUCGGGCGACGUGUGCAAGGCCAGCAAGCUGGUGGUUGUGGCUCCGGCUGCCGAGCGGGGCGACAGUCAAGAGGCUGAGGCCAAGGAAGCAACUGCGGCCAAGGAUGCAACUGCAACCAAGGAUGCAACUGCGGCCAAGGAUGCAACUGCGGCCAAGGAUGCAACUGCGGCCAAGGAUGCAACUGCGGCCAAGGAAGCGACUGUGGCCAAAGAAGUGAUUGCGGAAGUGACCACCACGAAGGAGCAGCCUCUGACAGAGCUCCAGGAGGCGGAAGAGCCCCUGCCCAAGGUGCCCUUGACACGACGGAAGUCCAGGCAGCAACAGGUUCCCCUCAAGCGCAAGCAGAAUGGCAGGAUGCCCUCCAAUGGAGAGGUGAAGAAAGUUAAGGAGGCUGUUGUCGAGGCCCCCGUGACACGGAUGACGACGCGCAAUUCGCCCCGGAAGAACCUGCAAGGCUCCCCGGGACUGUUGACGCGGAGCCAGAAGGCAGCCGCCAAGUUCACCGAUGUGCCCGACCGCACACUCCUCUCUCCAAUUUCAGGAAAUUUUGGGCCCUCUCCUCCGUCUUCUAACAAGCCAGACUCUCAGAAAGACCUUUCAUCAGAAGAGCUGUUUGAUAUGAGUGACAUGACAUUGGAAGGUUCGGAAGAAUUUCUCGAAAACAUGUCUCCACCGUCUGCCUUCCUCUGCUUGAGCCCACCACUCAGCGAGCGAGACUACUACUUCAACCUCGAUGACUCGGAGGGAAUUUGUGACCUCUAUGACAUGCUUCCUGUAUGACAGCUCAAUUUCUCAUUCAUCUCACUUUGUGCUGACUGUCUAAGUGGAAUGUUUGUUUGGCUGCGGGGUUGGCAACACCCUUGCUUUCUUGGGCGUGUGUUGCAUAGCGUGUCUGCACAUUUUCGCGCUUGUCAUUUUUUGUUGUGGAAGUGUGGAGGUUACCGGAAGGACAUUUUUACAUGUGCAAAGAUUAAUACGGGGGGAUUCAACAUAUUUUUAGGCAUUGUGAUUACUCGAGGAUAAUUUAUUCUUGUCUGCUUUUUUUUUUUUUUUCUCUCUCUUUUUCUUUGGGAAAAGUUUUUGGCGGAUGGGCUUUUAAGUUGGAUUUGGAAAUGAGUUGUUUUGUCUGAGGAGGCUAUAGAAAGAAAUGCUGGGGUGGAGACAACACUGUUCAAGUCAAACCGGCUUGCCUGUAGCAAGAUGGCGGCAUGCCAGACAAAUGAAUGGGACUUGCUGCCAUCUUGGUGUCUGCCGUUCACAAGGCACGGUAGACACUGGUUUGCGCAGUAGGCAAGGCAGGUUGCCUGGUUCACAAGGAUAUCUGAAUAGACGUAACGGCAUGCAACACGAAUACGACAAGCAUGGUUCACUCCUGCAUUACAUACAGAUGAACAAAGUGCCAGUCAGGCUUCACUCCCUCUAAUUGGUAGGUACAGGUGGCCUCCACUGCAGCAACUCUUUACAUAACUCCCUUGGUUUUGUCUAUUUUGCUUUUGCUACUGCUCACCACCACUGCAACCUAUGGGCAUUUUGGUUUAUUUAGGAAAUUGGUUUAGUUAUUGGCAUAGUAACAUUUGACUCCUGUGUGCACGAGUGAGGUGAAUUAGUUACGGUAGUAAUCGCUGAAAAUGAAAAGCAGCAUUUUGUGAAAGGUCUACUCCGGCCAAAACUCAGUAUUUUGUGCUUGCCUUAAAAACUACAGUAGUGGUUUACGGACAGCGCAAUUAAAUAUUUUAGGAAAUUUUGCCUGGAUAUAGGAACUAAGCCGUGCUAGUCGCAUCUCAAAAUGAGCAUCUGAAGACAUUCUCCAUGAGUGCUGUGUGACAUUGGGAAGAUGCUACAAGCCUUUCGUCAUGCUCUUCCUCAUCUGUGUACCUGCUAUGUUCUCUUUUUUGCUAAUGAUGGAGAGGACAAAUUGCGAUAAAUGUGAAUAUGUUCGUUUCUGGUUAGUGGUGAAACUAAAAUUGUAUUAGCAUGAUUCCCAGCUUCUAGGGCUGAUUUGGUAAUUAAACAUUUGGCAUUUUGGUUUCCAA
Messenger RNA from Ixodes scapularis (black-legged tick), 2686 nucleotides. RefSeq names its product transcription factor E2F4. The record is from RefSeq and is a predicted model, not a curated record. Gene Ontology annotation, molecular function: DNA-binding transcription factor activity, RNA polymerase II-specific; protein dimerization activity; RNA polymerase II cis-regulatory region sequence-specific DNA binding. Lineage: Eukaryota; Metazoa; Arthropoda; Arachnida; Ixodida; Ixodidae. Gene Ontology annotation, biological process: regulation of transcription by RNA polymerase II. The transcript has 9 exons. The coding region runs from base 27 to 1433 and encodes 468 amino acids. Gene Ontology annotation, cellular component: RNA polymerase II transcription regulator complex.